GUAGGUCGUCCAUUUUGUCCGGUCGUACCCGCAGCAACUCUUCCAACUCACGACACAUUUUACCACGGCCAUUCGCUCCAUUCGUUUCCGUGCAACUUAAUUAUUUCCACCGUCGCCGUAACCAAAUCAUGUUGAACGCGUUAUCCAGGGCGGCCAUUGGGGCCCUGAAGGCCGGCAAAAGCAACCUAACACCGAAAAUCGUGCAAAAUGAGCUACCAAAAGCCAUGGUCGCCACCACGUCCACUUCCAACAACAAAGCUGCUGUUAAGCCAAAGGCAGGUACAUCACAAGGCCGUAUUGUUGCUGUUAUUGGUGCCGUUGUUGAUGUACAAUUCGAUGAAGAAUUACCCCCCAUCCUUAAUGCUCUUGAAGUACAAAACAGAUCACCACGUCUUGUACUUGAAGUUGCACAGCAUUUGGGUGAAAAUACUGUCAGAACUAUUGCUAUGGAUGGUACUGAAGGUCUUGUUAGAGGACAAGAAGUACUUGACUGUGGAUCUCCCAUCAGAAUUCCAGUUGGCGCUGAAACUUUAGGUCGCAUUAUCAAUGUCAUUGGUGAACCAAUUGAUGAAAGGGGUCCAAUUGAUACUGAUAAGACCGCACCUAUUCACGCAGAAGCACCUCCUUUUGUUGAAAUGAGUGUUGAACAAGAAAUUUUGGUCACUGGAAUCAAAGUUGUCGAUUUAUUGGCUCCAUAUGUAAAGGGAGGAAAAAUUGGAUUGUUCGGAGGUGCUGGAGUAGGAAAAACUGUAUUGAUUAUGGAACUGAUUAACAAUGUUGCUAAGGCUCAUGGUGGUUACUCAGUAUUCGCUGGUGUUGGAGAAAGAACACGUGAAGGUAAUGACUUGUAUCAUGAAAUGAUAGAGUCUGGUGUAAUUUCCCUCAAGGACAAGACCUCAAAGGUAGCGUUGGUAUACGGUCAGAUGAAUGAACCCCCUGGCGCUCGUGCUCGUGUUGCUCUUACCGGACUUACUGUUGCUGAAUACUUCAGAGAUCAAGAAGGACAAGAUGUAUUACUUUUCAUUGACAAUAUUUUCCGUUUCACACAAGCCGGUUCUGAAGUGUCUGCUUUGUUGGGACGUAUUCCAUCUGCUGUAGGUUAUCAACCAACUUUGGCCACUGACAUGGGUACUAUGCAAGAAAGAAUUACCACAACCAGCAAAGGAUCUAUUACUUCAGUACAGGCUAUCUAUGUACCUGCUGACGAUUUGACUGAUCCUGCUCCAGCUACAACUUUUGCCCAUUUAGAUGCUACCACUGUAUUGUCUCGUGCUAUCGCUGAGUUGGGUAUCUACCCAGCUGUAGAUCCAUUGGAUUCUACAUCCCGUAUUAUGGACCCUAAUGUUAUUGGUGAUGAACAUUACAAUGUUGCUCGUGGUGUACAAAAAAUCUUACAAGACUACAAAUCACUUCAAGAUAUCAUUGCUAUCUUGGGUAUGGAUGAACUUUCAGAAGAAGACAAAUUGACCGUCGCUAGAGCUAGGAAAAUCCAGAGGUUCUUGUCCCAACCUUUCCAAGUAGCUGAGGUAUUUACUGGACAUCCAGGAAAAUUGGUACCUCUUGAAGAAACAAUUAAAGGCUUCUCCAAAAUUUUAGCUGGUGAAUAUGAUCAUUUGCCAGAAAUUGCGUUCUACAUGGUUGGACCCAUUGAAGAAGUAGUUGCUAAAGCUGAAACUUUGGCCAAAAAUACAUAAUUUAUAUAAAUGAUACUAAAUUCCAUUCACACAAGUUGUCCUCGUAAACAUUUUGUAUUCUUUAAAAGUAAACAUUAUUAUUCGUGUUUCAGCGAAUAAAUUAAGUAGAGUUAUGUAAAUACUAUUUGUUAAACGGCAAACAUCAAAAACCGAAUGACCUAGUGCAUCUUUAAUAAUGACAUGUAAGCAUGUUGUAUCACAAUUUAAACUUACUGUUUUUUUUAAUGCUGUCAGUUUUCGCCAUUUAGAUCAUUUUUCUGUAACAAUUACAAUAUAAAUUUUACAGUUUAUGUGUAUAAUAUAUUGUUAUUGCAAACCAUUUACCUGAUUUGUAAUAAAAUUAUACUAUUAAAAAUCUUUGAUUUUGAGGAUUCAAAUUUUUUCCAGUAGUUAUCCUUUUGGCCUGUGUAAAUGUGUUUUAUCGAAAUAAAUUACUUGUUAGGUUUUUAUUCUCUAAAAUAAAUUGUUUACUUUAGUA
Molecule: messenger RNA, 2172 nt
Organism: Rhopalosiphum maidis (corn leaf aphid)
Lineage: Eukaryota; Metazoa; Arthropoda; Insecta; Hemiptera; Aphididae
Gene: ATPsynbeta
Product: ATP synthase subunit beta, mitochondrial
Exons: 8
Coding region: 129-1694 (521 amino acids)
Biological process (GO): proton motive force-driven mitochondrial ATP synthesis; proton transmembrane transport
Molecular function (GO): ATP hydrolysis activity; ATP binding; proton-transporting ATP synthase activity, rotational mechanism
Source: RefSeq, a predicted model, not a curated record